Molecule: messenger RNA, 1936 nt
Organism: Conger conger (European conger)
Lineage: Eukaryota; Metazoa; Chordata; Actinopteri; Anguilliformes; Congridae
Product: gap junction gamma-1 protein-like
Exons: 3
Coding region: 333-1469 (378 amino acids)
Biological process (GO): cell communication
Cellular component (GO): connexin complex
Source: RefSeq, a predicted model, not a curated record
AAGCGCGAAUCGCGGAUCACGAUCUCAGGUUUCAAUAUAUGGGCCCCUUAAACUGGGGGUGGGUGCGCAGAUAGGGGGAGGAGGAAAUGGGAUUUUUGGAUAUUUCUUUGUCCUCCUCGUAUUAGUACCCCGACAUGGAUUGGAGGGUCACAUGGUACUUGAAUGGGUUAAUAGAGAAGGACGCUUUAGUUUUAUGCAGAGAAAUCGAAGGAAAAGUACAGAUAUAAUAGCGAAUAUAAAGUGGGGAACAUCAGCUGGAGUCGCAUCAUUUCCGAGCAGGAGGACACAUAAAAGUUGAAAAGAGCUGAGACGCUGGGAGCCAAACCGUGACCAUGAGCUGGAGCUUUCUGACGCGGCUUCUCGAGGAGAUCUCCAACCACUCCACCUUCGUGGGGAAGAUCUGGCUGACCCUCCUCAUCGUCUUCCGCAUCGUGCUCACGGUGGUGGGCGGCGAGUCCAUCUACUACGAUGAGCAGAGCAAGUUUGUGUGUAACACGCAGCAGCCCGGGUGUGAGAACGUCUGCUACGACGCCUUCGCCCCGCUCUCCCACGUCCGCUUCUGGGUCUUCCAGAUCAUCAUGAUCACCACGCCCACCAUCAUGUACCUGGGCUUCGCCAUGCACAGGAUCGCCCGCAUGGAGGACGACGACUACCGGCCCAAGGGCCGCAAGAGGAUGCCCAUCGUCAACCGCGGCGCCAACCGCGACUACGAGGAAGCCGAGGACAACGGCGAGGAGGACCCCAUGAUCACGGAGGAGAUCGAGCCCGAGAAGGAGAAGAAGGCCGAGAAGCCCACAAACAAGCACGACGGGCGGCGGCGCAUUAAGAAGGACGGGCUGAUGAAGAUCUACGUGGUGCAGCUGCUGUCGCGCGUGGCCUUCGAGGUGGCCUUCCUGUUCGGCCAGUACGUGUUGUACGGGUUCGAGGUGGCCCCGUCUUACGUGUGCACGCGCAUGCCCUGCCCCCACACGGUGGACUGCUUUGUGUCCCGGCCCACGGAGAAGACCAUCUUCCUCCUCAUCAUGUACGUGGUGAGCGUGCUCUGCCUGGCGCUGACGGUGCUGGAGAUCCUCCACCUGGGCGUGAGCGGGAUCCGCGACUCCUUCCGCAAGCGGCACCGCGCCCUCUCCCGCGGGCGGGCCGCCGGCGGCCGGCAGGCCCCCAGCGCCCCGCCCGGGUACCACACCGCUCUGCAGAAGGGCCCCGCGGCCAAGCUGGGCGGGCUGAAGCCGGAGUACAACCUGGCAGACUCGGGCCGCGAGUCGUUCCAGGACGAGACGCGGGACCUGGACCGGCUGCGGAGGCACCUGAAGAUGGCGCAGCAGCACCUGGACCUGGCCUAUCAGGAGGAGGGCAGCCCGUCACGCAGUAGCAGCCCGGAGUCCAACGGGACGGCCGCCGAGCAGAACCGCCUCAACUUCGCCCAGGAGAAGCAGGGCGCGGCCUGCGAUAAGGGGAUCCGAGCCUGAAGCCCUUCUCCUGCUGCCUUUUCCCUGACCAAAAUGCCACUCUGCGGAAGAACUGACCUGGGAAGAGCUGGAGGUCUUUGAGAGACUGAAGUGUGUAUGUGUGUAUGUGUGUAUGUGUAUGUAUGUGUGUGUGUGUGUGUGUGUGCGUGUGCGCGCGUCCUUGUGUAGGGUAAAGACGUGCCUCGCAGUAUUAAUGCCAGUGAACAGUGGGGUGGGGGAGGGGAGGGGUAGCGGUACACAGAAGGUCAAAGGGUAUCUGCUGCUCCGUUUGUGCUCCUGGUGGCCUUAUGCGGUCAGAAUAGCAGUUACCUGGAUACCUGGAGCAGUGCCCACCAAGGCCCCACACCCUUUCUUACCCUGAAGACUGCCUGCUGUCGCUGGUGGUAAAACGGGAACAAUCGCAUGAGUGCUUCCAAUUUCCCCCACCUAAAAUUUCUGUAAGAUGGGGAGGGUCAGAAGGGGGGAGA